Messenger RNA from Bolinopsis microptera, 1648 nucleotides. Its product is annotated as chaperone protein DnaJ-like. Gene Ontology annotation, molecular function: heat shock protein binding. Bases 86 to 1561 code for a protein of 491 amino acids. The transcript has a single exon. Gene Ontology annotation, biological process: protein refolding. NCBI's taxonomy places the organism in Eukaryota, Metazoa, Ctenophora, Tentaculata, Lobata, Bolinopsidae. Gene Ontology annotation, cellular component: cytoplasm. The record is from RefSeq and is a predicted model, not a curated record.
UAAGGCUGUAGAUCGCGCUGCGUGAGGCCAUUCUUUGGCAAUUGAUAUAUUGAUAACAUAUUGAUGUGAAGUUAAUUGGAACACCAUGGUUUACUCUAUGAAAUAUACUGUAACCGCUAAUAUAACUCCAAUAUUCCCAGUGUGUAUGUUGAGUGGAUUAAGAGAGACACUGCACUCGGUGCGCUCUUUUCAAAAUGUCAGCUACGUGUUGGCACACGUCCGUUCUAUUCAAACCACCUCCGCUACUCUUAAAACCCAUUAUGAAACUCUGGGUGUCAAAUACACAGCCACUCCCAAACACAUAAAAGCAGCUUACUUCGACCUGGCAAAGAAAUGUCAUCCGGACGUUAAUCCGGGUGACGAGAGCAAAGAACUGUUCCAGAAGAUCAGCCAGGCUUACCAAGUUCUCAGCGAUGAGAAGCUACGGCAGGAGUAUACUGCUAGCUUGGACCACGAGGAGGUCACCUUCAAGUCUGAUGCAUACCGAAACGAAAGUCCUGAAUCUGUUUUCAAGUCAGCAUUUGGAGUGAACUUUGAUGAGAUGUUCAGCGACAGGUUCGGAUAUACAGUUGAGAAGGACAACAUAAGGGAGUAUAUCCUGGGUAUAUCUCUCUUUGAGGCUGUCAUGGGUUCAGCUAAGUAUAUAGAGAUAAACACGCAUCAGAGAUGUAUGAAGUGUAAAGGUUAUGGGGCAGCACAGGGGGCUCCUAGUACUCGGGUGGAUUGUGCCAGAUGUUAUGGCAGUGGUCAAAUUCCAUACAAAAAACCCGUUGAUGUAUCUUGGAUGAAACCGUAUGAAAACCAGAAAUUACCGGAAUUUACUACUUGUGGAGACUGUUUGGGUAAAGGUUAUUACAUAUCUGAACCUUGUUUAAGCUGUAACGGUAUAGGAAGGGUGGAUGUUUGUCAGUGGCAUCCUGUUUCAGUUCCACCAGGGGUCAAACAUGGCCAAGUUCUGAACUGUCCUGGCAUCGACGGUGCACCUAUGUUAAUCACAAUACACAUUAUACAAACACCAGAUAUUCUAUUCGAUUACGAUCAUGAAGACAAUGUCAGAUCAAAGAUAGCGGUACAUUACAGUACGCUGAUCCAAGGUGGUCACGUGCAUGUAAGAACUAUUGAUAACGAAUACCAUACAUUGUACAUUCCUCCAAACACACAGCCGGGUACUGUCAUUGAGUUGGAAGAGUUCGAACCGAUCCACGUGUUUGUUGUUGAGCUGUUCAUGCCCAAGUCUGAUAACUUAACGUCAUAUCUAGAUAAGACUUACAAGCAUAUUCUUGCGGAAGAGGAACGGCAUUUGACUUCGACAGACACUCCUAUAAGUACACACUAUUGUAAAACUAUCAAACUAGACUCGUUGUCGAAGUUUAAAUUAUUUAGGAACGAUGUGUUCAGUUAUACUUUCGUUCCGUUGUAUCGGUUAUUUAUUCAUUGGCCUGUAACUGCUUUGUAUAGUUGGGCUAAACGGACUAAAAAGUUAAACCGAUUCGUUCAGUUUUUAGAUGGCGCUAAGGGUCACACUUUUCAUUAUCCUAUGAACAGGAAGAAUUCGUUGUAGAACUUAAGGCAAUGUUUGCCACUUUGAUAGUAAUUAUGUAAAUGAAAUUUGCGUAGACCUCGGAGCCCGUUCUCCUUUUGAAUGAAA